AUGAACCAAGUGGAUCCGCCAAUCGAGAAAAUUACAUGGACCUUCUCAGUUUUUUUAGCAAAAUACGAUGAUGCCAUAAAAAAUCAUUUUACUGAUUCGACGACUUUCCGAGGUACUUCAAACAGAAUCCAAAAUGAUUUAUUUAAAUGCACUGCCGACGUUGUGAUGGAUCACAUUAAAAGUGAAAUUAAAAAAGCACCUUUCGAAUCAAUUGGGCUUGAUGAAACCACAGAUGUAGCAAACUUAAGUCAAUUAUCCAUUGUUGUGCGAUAUAUAUUGGAUGGCAUUUCUCAAGAGCGAUUCUUAGGAUUUUUGGACGUCACUAGCGAACGAACUGCAAAUGCAUUAUUUAAAAUUGUUUGUGACAUUAUUUCAAGUUAA
This is a messenger RNA of Psylliodes chrysocephalus, 381 nucleotides long. NCBI's taxonomy places the organism in Eukaryota, Metazoa, Arthropoda, Insecta, Coleoptera, Chrysomelidae. The record is from the annotation of a GenBank genome assembly.